Messenger RNA from Mytilus trossulus (common blue mussel), 7552 nucleotides. RefSeq lists its product as uncharacterized. The record is from RefSeq and is a predicted model, not a curated record. Gene Ontology annotation, cellular component: nucleus. NCBI's taxonomy places the organism in Eukaryota, Metazoa, Mollusca, Bivalvia, Mytilida, Mytilidae. The transcript is spliced from 12 exons. Gene Ontology annotation, molecular function: transcription corepressor activity; protein binding. The coding region runs from base 439 to 5175 and encodes 1578 amino acids. Gene Ontology annotation, biological process: negative regulation of transcription by RNA polymerase II.
AUCUACGUUAUUAAUAUCUCCUAGUCCAUAAAUAUAAGUGUAAUUUAAUCGCGUGUAAUAUACUGCGUAAUAGCAAUUAUUUAAAGAGAUCUCCCGUUCAGCCAAUCUUUCCAAUGACGUUUUUCUGUCAGUAUAAAUAGAAGUGGAUACUUCGUUGUAUUUUCUAAUCGAUAUCUGUGUCUUUAACCGACAUUCUUGCACCCAGUAUGUCAUAAUCGUGAUAUAAAACAGUUAUUUACGAAAUUGAAACACGGCUCAGCGUGAAAUGUAAUGCCAUGCGGAACAGUUAACUUUGGGAUUUGUGUUUACAACCGUAACAAAAAUGUCGGCUGGAUGUGUACGUCCUUUGUGUAUUUGUUCAAGGAUUAAAUCUAGACACGUGUAUUUGAUCAUAAUGUAUAGUGCAUAAUAAACAACUUAUCAACGUCAUAUUGUACAAUGAACAAUAACAUACAGCCAGGAUUAUCGUGUGAUUGGAAUGGACAAAAAUGGACACCGACUGUUACAAAUAUACAAGAACAAUGGAUAGCACAGAAUCCACCUGGCGUAGCUCGGGGGAAGGUAUGGCAACCAAAAGUUGCACCCCCUCCUCCAAAUCCCAUGCCACCGCUCGACAGUGACGACAUGAGUGAUGACAGUCUGGAGAAUGCUGUUGCUAACGGACAUCCUCUGGAUUUAUCCACAUUUAAUAAAACAACAGUUUCACAUACAAGACAGGUAGAAAGUCCUUUAGACUUGUCGUUAAAAACACGUAAGCGAUGUGCAGAUUCAACACUUCAUUGUUAUCAGUAUGGACAAAUUGGCAAAAAAAUGUGCUUGCCUUCUCAGAGUAGAUCACAUGAUAGAUCACAUGACCGAUCACGUGAUCGACAACUGCUAGUUCAGCAAGCGAUGGCUGACAACAUGGGUAUGCCAAAUCAAGCGUGCCAACAGUAUACUCCUACAGUAGAUCUCAUGCAUCCCGAAAGUGUGCGUCAUAAACGAGACUAUCAUACUACGUCACGACAGCAUAUGCAAAAUAUUGAUUCAACGCAUGUAAAACACAGUUUUAGCUCUGCUAAAAAUGUGCAAAAUAUACAAACAGUUCAACCAAAAAUGUUUAUUCCCGAUCAAACUGACGUCCGUCAGCGGUAUCCAAGUCAAACACUUAGUCGUCAAUAUGUGACGUCUUGUAAUCAAAUAUAUCCUGAUGAAAUGUCUAAAGUGUCUCCUCAUCAUUAUGGUAGCUCAGUUCGUAGGGCCAGUAAUUCACAAAUCCAGGAUGCUCAAAAAUUUUCAAAUUACUCUGGAAAUAAUCAAAGAGAAAGUCAACACAAUAUGUACAGGGAACAUUCGCAGUAUUAUGCACAGAGGCAAGAAGUUGUAUCUCAAAAUCGUGGUAUUUCACCAGCAAGUAAAAAUAGUGAAACAAACAAUUAUCAAUUGCUGUCUCAGGUUCAAAAGAACGUUUCCAAUUCCAAUUCAACUUCAUCAUUAAAUUCAUCGAAAUAUUUAGGUAAUCGCUCUCAACAUGAUCCAUAUGGUUUUGUCCGUCAUAAUACUGCAGCUGUUGCGACAUAUUCUCCUAGUGGUAGUUCUAUAUCCUCAAGGUCGCCUUCGUUUCAGGGUAAUCAAAGUCGACCGAGUGUAUUGUCAAGUGGGUUGCAUUUUAAGCAUCCACAGGAAUGUUGCAGUCCAGAUAGUACGAACGUUUUACAGUCGCCUUCGGACUAUAUGAAUCCAUUAUCACGUGAUCCAUCAGCCAAUAGUCCUGGUAUGUCACGUGAUACUCUACAGAUUCGCAGAAAUGCUGACAUGAAAAGCAGUCGUGUAUCUAGUACAAGUUAUACCCCGUCAUCUUCACCAAGAUGUGGGUACGUUUCAAAUUCGCCAAGUGGAUAUAUUUCAAAUUCUCCUAGUAUGAUCUCAAAUAUAAAAUCACCGUCCAUUCAACCGCAGUCCAAACUGACCUCUUCUCCAGGUAUUGACAUUCUUCAGACAACGUCGGUUAUGCAGCGUUCUAAUCAAAGUCGUUCGAUAAUUAUGGGAACAAGUGGCUCAGCAGUAAACGACAUUCAAAGCAAAACAAUCAAUAAAAACAGACCACGAUUAUGGAAUCCAGAUCAGUUAAAGCAUGGUUUUGGUACUUUAGCAUGUGCAGAAAAAAACACGUUUGAAGAGAUGAAUGAAAUUCCAAAAAGUAAAUUGCCUAAUAAUGAUCUCACGUUUUGUAAAAAUGAAACAAAAAACACUGAUGGUUGUGCGAAAACUGUUUCUUCAGAAACAGGAUUUACUGGUCCUUUAGAAAUAGCAAUUCCAAAGACUGCUGAGAUUAAAUCAGAAAAUAGACAGAAACCGUUUUCCAAAAAAGAUAUAAUCAUGAAUGCUUUUAGAAACGACGAAUCAAUGAAACACAUUCUAGAAGAACAAAAGCCACCACCUCCGAUACAUUUAUCUGAACAGCCAUCUAUACAUCCAUCUGAAAAACAAUCUAUCAUGUCUAUACAUCCACCUGAACAAUCAUCAAAACAACCUCCUGAGCCGACAAGAAGCACUACUUUUAUUUCUCCUGAAUCUCCUAAAAUGCCGACUUUAAGUCCGCAACAAAAGUUACCAGCACCGAAAGUGUCUCCGUUGAUGGGAGAACCUCCAACGCUAGAUAUAGCUGCUUCUCAAGGAAAUCGUCGAAAGCAAAACAAAGUAUCUCCGAACAGGAAAAUGCAACUGAAACAUUCUUCUGUGAAAUUAUCUAAUCACAAUGAAAAACAGGAUUAUUCAAUACAGCCACAUUCAAGUUUUCCUCAAAGACCAAAACUACCAUACAAAAGAAUCCCUGUUGCAAAUGUUGCACCAAUGGUGCACGGAAGAUGCAAUUCUCCAAAAGAUAAAAUCAUUCCUUUGUCAGAGAAAGGCACAACAAAUCCGGACAUUAAACAGUUUGUGUCAAUUCCAACGCCGCAACCUAUACAGGUUUUCCGUGUAGAAACAGUAGUUACGAAUCAAAAUGACAUUUCAGAAUUAAGUAUUAAGGAAUCGUCUCAUAUUAAGUCCAAGGAAGAGAUUAUGUUUAAAAGAGGAAAUCCAAAAUACAAGGCAACCAAGCCAACUUCAGCCCUUCAAACUAACAAGGCAAAACGAAAAGAGAAGACAGCUGAGUGUUCAGAAGAAGGCAAUUGUCCAACGAGAACGCGAAACAACAUCAAUUGCCCAAUGAAAGAACCUGUUCAGAGUAAAUGUUUGAUUAAAACGCAAGGUCAGAACAAGUGUCUGAAAACAACAGACCACAAAAAUGUUGGAAAGGAAAGUGCUAUUGAAAUGCCAAUAAGGGAACCAAAAGACCAUAGCGAGAGUAAAGCCGUUAAAAAGAGGCUUAAUCCAAAACAACACAUUAAACAGACCCUAAGAAAGUUCAGAAUUAUAUCAAACACUAAAAGGAAGGCUGAUGAAAUCAGUAGAAAGGCAAGAGUGAGAAAUGUCCCUGGAUCUAUGUCAGGGUCCAUGCAUAGGAGGCGAAUUCGUAGAAGAUUGCAGAUCUCAAAACAUAGUAGAGGAUUUAUUGACUUCAAGCCACAAGUUUUAGAAUCACGAACAAGACGAAAAUCAGCUGUAAGACGAGGGUAUCACAGAAAUGCAGCAUAUGAAAAAGAACUGCGAAGGGAAGAAAAACGCAAGGCAUUUCGUCAUCGACAACGUGUACAGAGAUUUAAUAAAAGAAUAAGUAUGAAAGCAAAAGCCAAGAAAGUUGUACCACCUACAACAGAGCAAGCCGAAACAACACUUCAUGAACAGAACAAUGAAGAGGCCACACCUUCUACGGUGGAAACUGAUAAUAGCGGAACAUGGGAGGUAAAAAAUACCAGCACAACGCUGCGAAAUGGCAAAAGCAAAGGUGUUAGCAUGAAAAUAUUGUUUAAACCACAAGAACAAAGGCGGUUCCGACGCAGGAUGAGAAAAAGAGGAACAAUGAGAUAUGGUUUAAAGAAGACAGUAUCUGCACCAUCUAGAUUGAGAAUGCAAACACAGAUCGUCGAUGAUGCUGGAUGUUCUCAAGGGUUCAGUGGUUCCCAAAUGCCGUGUAUGGAUAUUCAUUCAGCAGACUAUUCCCAGUAUGAUUUUGAUGCAACUGAUCCUGUUGAUCUUCCUGCCCCAGUGCCAUUUAUACCAUCUCUUCCGGAAGUUAAGAAACUAAGUGUUUGUAAGGAUACAGGGGAAACUAUACUUCACCGUGCUGCUAGAAUGGGACAUGAGGAUGUGGCAUUGUCCUAUCUGCAGACUGGUAUUGUCGACGUGAAUGUCCGAGAUAAUGCGGGUUAUACCCCUCUCCAUGAAAGCUGUGUGAGCGGGAACAUGGUGAUUGCCCGUAUGUUACUCUCAUAUGGUGCCAUUGUUAAUUGUGCUUCUCAAGAUGGAAUAAGGCCAAUUCAUGAUGCUGUUGAUAAUGACUUUGUUCCAUUGGUUAGACUUCUUCUGUCAUUUGGUGCAGAUCCAACUUUAUCAACGUAUGGUGGUAAAACUCCCCUCAAAAUAUCACAUUCCAAGAAAAUGAAAUCUCUCAUUCAAGGUUAUUUAGGCGAUAUCAAUGGUUUUAAUGACGAAUCUGAUUUGUCUGUGUGGGAGUUUGGCGCCUUUCAAGAUAAUGCGAUGAUAGAAGAUGGUAUUUUUAACGAUAUCCCCUCCGAUCCAGAAUGCGAUGAAGCUAUCUUUAUGGAGAGCGAUACUCCUUUAUUCCAAGAAAUUUCAAUUAUUCAUCCGAUCUCAAAUGAAAGACAAAACGUUGUUCUUCUGAAGGACGUUACAGAGUUACUGCAUAUGAAAACUGGUGAUUUAAUGAAAGACAAAACAAUUAAAUCUGUGAUAAUUGAAGAUGCUAAAGAAGCAAUACAGUCCGUAUCAGAAUUGACAUAUUGUUAUGAACGACUUCAUUCUGUGUGUGAAGGUAAUUGUCGUCUGCUGCAAAUAAAUGACCUUAACCUGGUGUUCUCAAGAUCUGAAAAGAAAAAGAUUUCAGAAAAACAUGAUAAAGGAAAGAUGGCAAUCGUUCAGAGUAAUACAGCUGAAGACAAAAAAGAGAAGAAAAAAGUAACAGAGAAAGAUAAAAGAAAACUAGAGAAAAUAUAUGAUUUUGGGGGUGAAUCAAGCUCAAUGUUAAAGAGUCCUAAACAUAAACCGUCACGUUCCUAUCAUUACGAUUUUUAAGUUUUCUUGAAAAGAAAAUGACCGUUAUUAUUAAAUGUAUCCUUUAGAAAAAUCAUUAUCCAGUAUUAAAGAACAAAUAUUGUUUUUAUGAUAGUCAGGAAUAUCAAGUAAACACAUUCUCAUUAAUAACAAUUGUUCUGCACGGGUUGGCGUAAUGCCAAAAGACAGUUUUUCUCAGGGAAGCCAUUAAAGAAGAAGUGACGUCUGCAUUUUAACAUAAACAUUACAUAUGACAUUAAAUGUCAGUAUUGAUGCCAUAUAAUUUAUCAUUCGUAGCAUUUAAAAAUGUAUUGAUGUAAUAACCUUUCUAAACGUGUUUAGAAUAUUGAUCCAUGAAGUCAUUUAUCAAUGCUGUAAUGAGGCUGAGCCGUAACGUCAAACUUAAGUGAAGACGAACUAUCACGAAGGUGUUUACUUAGGGGUUUAUAUCAUUAUAGUCUGAUGUGGAAAGACUGUGUUAAUUAGUAUUGUAACUUUGUAAGUUAGAUUCUUUGUGUAUGAUGAUCGGUAAUAGAACAGUUCUGAGACCGGAUGAGGUUGUUGUCCAAUAUAAGUAUUGAAAUGUGAUGAAUUAUAAUUCAUAUAGAUUAACAAAUCAAUCGUAUUCAUAUUAUAUAACAAAGCCAUAUUAACGUUUAUAGAAACAUGCGGAAAACGUAAAGAUUUAAAAAAUCUCACAAUUAAACAAAAAGACUUAUCCAUCAGUAAUGGAACAAUGAGCUUUAGCUGUAAUAGAUUACAAUAUGUUGUAUAGAUAUAAGUACAUUAGAAUACAAAGUUUUUAACAGAAGUAGCAAACAAAUUUGUUAUUAAUACUCGCUGGACGAGAAAAUUGUUGUUAUAGUUUUUUAUUUUGUAAAAUCACAUAGAAUAUAGUCAAUUUAUAGUUGUUCCAAACAUGUUAAAUAGUAAGUUUGCCAAAAUGAUGUGUUGUUUGUUUAUGUUAUAUAAUUUUUAUUAUACGUUAGUACAUGAAUGUAGGAGCAUGUAUGAUAGUUGAUGUGAAAAGGUUGUUAAAGAUUUGUUUAGAAAGUAUGAUAGAAAUAUGUGUUAUGGUCUGCUCUAUAUAUACAGUAGAUAUGACAUAUAGGCAAUAUAAGCUUAUGCAUUCUAUCCUGUUGUCUGAAUAAACGAUGUCAAACAUCUGAAAUAAUCCCAAAUAGAAUAUAUUGAUUAGUUUCCUGCAAAAUAAACAUACAUAACAUAUGUUUUGUUUAUCAGCUAUAUUUUAGCCUAUAAAAUCUUAUUUUGUGUCUUAUUUCAAAAGUUUAAAAACAGAUUUCAUGUUGAUGGCCAAAAAAAGGUAUACUUCCUGUAUCCUAUUAAGAAAAAACUUUGUUAACUAAAUCGUUAUAGUCUCUAGACUUUCAUGUCUGGAAUCGGUUCCCCUUUCUGUUCAGAGAAUUAUUCCUUUAUGCUUUAAUACAGAUUUAAUAUGUAUUGAUUAAUACUACAUUUUCAGUAUUUUCUGUAACCCCUUCAAUUGCUUUCUUCUUUGUUGAUUUCUGCACUUUUGAUGGCCGUAAGUCAUAAAAUAAGUGUUAAGUGUUUGUUAGGAAUGACUCAUGUCUGAUGUGUAUUUAUAUUAACCAAGUAUCAAAGUUUAGUAUCAAAGAUAUUCAUAGAUUAGAUACAGGUUAUUAUAAAUAUAACAAUUUGCUGUGGAAUAUAUAUUUCACAGAGAUAUUAUAUAGCUGUCAAAAUUUUUUUUUUCAAAAAGAUAUUAUAUAGCUGUAAAUUAUUUUUUUUCGAUUUGGAAAUUUGAAAAAAAAACCAUAAUUAUAUUCAGUAUUAAAUGCUUGGGAAAUGAUACAUUGUCACAAAUGUAAAUGUGUCGGUUCGUAUCAUUUUACUACCUAACACUCUUGAUUGAUGUUAAAUAGAUCUGCGUAAAUUAGGAAAGGUUCUGCACUAUAAUAAACGACAAAAACAGUCAUUAAAAUUAUCAAAUUUCAUAACAUUACUCAACAGUUGUAUAUAUUUACAAAUUUAUGUAAAAUGAAAAUCCAUAUUUACAUGGACGGGUUAAAUAAAUCAAUUCCUAGAUGUGUUUUUAUUAUUAUAAAUCAUCUCAUUAAGUUUUAAAUAUCCAUGUGACAUGUCACACUAAAAAUAGAAAGCAAACUACGUUUGUAAGAGAUAUUGUGUUCGUUACACAAAGAUGGAAAAAAGAUUUUAAAACACUGUGAGAUUUGUCUUAUCGAUAUACAGUAAAAUUUAUUUCAAGAGAAUACUUGGUUAGAGUAUAAAGUCCUCUGUGAGGAAAGUGUUGAUAAUGACAUAUGAUAGAUAGCUUCAUCAGUAUUGUGAUGUUUUCAGAUGGUGCAUUUGUUUGUUACUUAUUGUUCAUAUGAAAUAAAUUUGUUUCUGUAAUUAA